Molecule: messenger RNA, 603 nt
Organism: Populus euphratica (Euphrates poplar)
Lineage: Eukaryota; Viridiplantae; Streptophyta; Magnoliopsida; Malpighiales; Salicaceae
Exons: 2
Coding region: 1-603 (200 amino acids)
Source: RefSeq, a predicted model, not a curated record
AUGAAGCUACAAUUCCACACGCAAUUUGUAAGGAUUACCCUCGUAGUCCUCCAACUCAUAAACCCUUCACUUCAAUGGCCUGAGCCAGAGCACUCAUCAGCCCCAAUUCCCGCUCCAUGGCCUGAACAAUUCCAUGCACUUUUGUAUAUGAACUUGAGCUCAACACGCCUCCAAAUCACCAAUCUGUGGUAUGAUUGGCCUAGAGGCCGCAAUGUGAAUAUAAUACAGAAACAACUAUCUGUUUUGUUAUAUGACACGGAGUGGAAUAAUGGAACAACCUUCUAUUACACUUUAAGCGAGCCUCAUAGCUGUCGGAUUAUGGUCAAUGAUGUGGGUAUUCCCAGGCCUGAUUUUCUUGAUGGAGCCGAAUAUCUAGGGACUGCUGUCACUGAUGGGUAUCUACGCAAUGCAUGGGAGAAGAUCGACACUAUGUGGUACUAUGAGGAUGUUUAUAUGAAGAGGCCUUUUGCUGUUUACAACCUGAUUAUAUUUGCAGGUAUUUCCACUCAUGUGAUAACUUUUGACGUAGGCGCAGUGCUUUUGGAUGAUUCAGUGACUCAAGCUCCUGCGUACUGCUUCAACCAGGAGAUCGAGAACAUUUAA